Messenger RNA from Homalodisca vitripennis (glassy-winged sharpshooter), 1071 nucleotides. RefSeq names its product facilitated trehalose transporter Tret1-like. Gene Ontology annotation, cellular component: membrane. The record is from RefSeq and is a predicted model, not a curated record. NCBI's taxonomy places the organism in Eukaryota, Metazoa, Arthropoda, Insecta, Hemiptera, Cicadellidae. Gene Ontology annotation, molecular function: transmembrane transporter activity. Gene Ontology annotation, biological process: transmembrane transport. The transcript has 4 exons. The coding region runs from base 1 to 1032 and encodes 343 amino acids.
AUGUUCAAUUUGUUACAGGACGCAGUUAGAGGGUUCUUGAACACUCAAGGUCACAUCGCCUUCUGCUCCGGCAGUCUCCUGGUGUACUCUAUCGGGCCAUUUGUUAGUUACGCCGCCCUCCAUUAUAUGAUGCUCGGGAUGUGUUUACUUUUCUUUCUGCUGUUUUUUUAUCUGCCUGACUCCCCUCACUCACUGGUAAUCAAACAUGAAGUAACCCGAGCAAGAGAGACCCUGGUCUGGCUCAGGAAGAACAGGUCUGACUCUUACGCUGACAAAGAACUUCAGAUCAUACAGAGCUCAAUCCACCAGAGCCAGACAGAGUCAGGUUCCAUGAGAAAGUUGUUUGCGUCCCGAGGUAACCGCCGUGGUCUCCUUAUCUGCUGUGGACUCCUUACUCUUCAGCAGGUCUCUGGUAUGUCUAUCGUCUUCUUUUACGCGGAGCUGAUCUUCAAGAUGACCGGCACAGACAUUUCCACCAGCACUUGUUCUAUAGUAGUCGGAGUCUUCAUGACAGGAUCUGCUUUCAUCAGUCCUGUUGCUGUCAGGAACUUUGGCUACAAGAAACCUCUACUGGUGGCUGCUUCUGGGACAGCUUUGGGCAUGGGAAGCCUUGGUGUGUUUUUCUUGUUGAAGUCGAGCAAUGUUGAAGUAGAUUCUAUCAGUUGGCUACCUCUAGUUAGUCUCGUAGUCUACAUUCUUUUCUUCAAUACAGGCUUCUCUAAUAUCCCGUGGGCUCUGUCCGGGGAGCUGUUCGCCAGCAACGUGAAACCCUAUGCAACAACGUUGAUAGCGACUAGCUGCGGCUGUCUCUCAUUCCUCACCGCCAAACUGUUCCCUUACCUCAUCCACCUGGUAGGGGAACACUUUGUCUUCUUGGGCUGUUCCUGCUUCUGCUGCAUCACCGUGCUCUUCGUCUCCGCCGUCGUACAAGACACGAGCGGCCUCUCUUUUGGGGAGAUCCAGGACAUGCUGAAUGGUCGAGUGAAAACAGAUAUGCAGCAUCGUAAAACUGUUUUACAGAAUGUACAUUAAUCUAUUUGUAUUUGAAAAUAAAAAUUUGGUGGUAAUUAA